Messenger RNA from Capsicum annuum, 2083 nucleotides. RefSeq lists its product as uncharacterized. Gene Ontology annotation, molecular function: metal ion binding. The transcript is spliced from 8 exons. Bases 32 to 1762 code for a protein of 576 amino acids. Lineage: Eukaryota; Viridiplantae; Streptophyta; Magnoliopsida; Solanales; Solanaceae. The record is from RefSeq and is a predicted model, not a curated record.
AAUUUUAUAUUCGAUACGUUGUUAGGCUAAAAUGGCACUAUUGAGAAAACAAAAAACAACAGCAAGGGAAGAAAAGAAAGGGAAAAAAAAACUCAAAAGGAGGCUUCUAAUAUUGGAAGCCCGACCCGACCCGACCCGAAACUAUUUUCACUCUUUUAUUCAAAACCACGCUUGCAAAUCGACAAAUUCAAAAAUUUCCCCUUCCCGGGAAAGGGCGUAUUUACCUUUGAGAGCUUCCAUGGAACACGAGGAUGCAAAUCGACUGCAUAACAAAGAGCGAAGGCGUUUACCCAUCCGAGGCAUGGAAUCGGUGAUAGCUACAGUCAGUGGAUACCACGGUACCGAGCGCUUUAAUCUCAUCAAGUUGAUAGAUAAGUGCGGUGCAAGUUAUGUUGGUUCAAUGAAUCAGUCCAUCACUCAUUUGGUGUGUUGGAGAUUUGAAGGGAAAAAAUAUGAGCUUGCCAAAAAGUUUAAAAAGUCGAUAAUCAACCAUAAGUGGAUUGAAGAUUGUAUUAAGGAAGGGAAACAUCUUCCAGAGGCUCCCUACACAUUUCAAUGUGGGCAAGAAGUGGGGCCGCUAGUGUUGGAUAAUACACUUUUUACAGAAACUAUACAACUGAAUCACUCCAAAAGACCAGCUAUUCAUAUUGAAUCUGAAGAGGAUUUCAACUCUUGGACGGAUUCAACCUUGUUAAAAGAGAAUUUGUUUCCGGAGAUGGGUAAACACAAGGAUAGACCAAGGAAGAAAUCAAAUGCCAAUAUUACUAAUGUGGAUCACCCCUCCAGCAGCAAAUAUUAUUCCGAUGAGCCUUCUUUACAAGGCUCACAUAGGCCAGAGAUUGAACUGAAUUUUCCCUCUUCAGCAUCCCUUAAAUCCAAGAAGAGAAAUUCUGAAUUUUCUGAAACUUCUUGCAGAAUUCGUAGAUUGGGGAAGAAGAGCAUUAAUCGGGAUCUCGGGGAGAUUAUUUCAGGUUCAGAGAAACAGAGUUUCCAAAUACGAGCUCGCCAGGAACUUGAAACUUCAGCACAAUCUUACAACUUGGAUGUUGAAAUGCCAGAAAUCUCUGUGAACAACAGGCAUGGAUCUGGUUUUAGCUGCCAUCAGUCGGAGCCAAGUAAAAUAGACCUGGAUGAUAUUGAGGAUACUGAAGUUAACAGACUUUUUGAUAAUGGCGAUCAGAGUUUACAUUUAGAAAGUACCUCAUCUAAUCUUACUGGAACUCGACAAGAGCCUUGCCCAGCUGUUGAUGAGGUCCAAAAUGAGACUGAUAAUACUUGCAAAGUGUCUACAUCAACCGCAUUAUCCUGUGUCAUAUGUUGGACAGAUUUUAGUUCAUCCAGGGGGUUGCUUCCCUGUGGUCAUAGUUUUUGUUUCUCAUGCAUCCAGACGUGGGCCAAUCAUAUGGCAUCAAGCAGAAAAGUUUCAACAUGCCCUUUGUGCAAGGCUAGUUUUGUUGCCAUUAGAAAGGUUGAUGAUGCAAUUCCUGCUGAUCAAAAUAUAUACACUCAAACUAUUCCAGAGCACAAUCCAGAAAUGGACAUAUAUAUACUUCCGGAGGGUGUAAUUCCAAGGUUACCUUCUAAUUCAUCAAGGGCUCCAGUCUGUUGUCACUGCUCUUGUCGAGAACCAGCGGACCUACUAGUCAAAUGUCAUCUCUGCGAGACUCUUUAUAUUCAUUCGUAUUGUUUGGAUCCUCCAUUGUUUCCAUGGACAUGCAUGCACUGCAAGGAUCUACAGAGGCUUUACCGUCGUAACUGGUAAUUUGCAUGCUUGGGAUGUAUGCAUAAGCUGAUCUUAAAAUUAGAAGUUACCAUAGGAAAGAAGAAAAGGAAAAAAAUAAGGUGUCAACCUCCCCUCUGGGAUGUAUAUCGGUAGGUUGACUCCAGGAGUUGUGGACCAUGCUUGGUCCACUUGUAACAGUACAAACUAUUUAGAAUUCAUUAUGGACAAAGCUCCUGAGCGCAUCAUUUUUUAUUAUAUACGUCAUUUUUCUCUACUGGAGUCUAAUACUAAAAACUCAAAUUGUAGGCUCAUGAUAUUAAACAUCUAGUUUUUCUGGUAAAUGACCAAACCUUGUUAUUA